Funneliformis caledonium is the source of this 1679-nucleotide messenger RNA. The record is from the annotation of a GenBank genome assembly. NCBI's taxonomy places the organism in Eukaryota, Fungi, Glomeromycota, Glomeromycetes, Glomerales, Glomeraceae.
UCCUUGUAGAUUAUUUGAACGAGCGUGACCCCAGUACUUGGUCGUACAUAGAUUUCUUAACUUUAAACCGUACCGCUAUUGUAAAUUUACUACCGCAUUUGGACAAGCAGGAAGGCCUUGAUGGCGCGUGGACCAAACGAUUCCUGCUAGCUGUAAAAGAAAUUAGCCCAGAGUCAGCUGACGAUGUGGAAGGGAAGGUGAUCCUGGAGCAUACCAAGUCCAACUUGUGUUCCUUUUGGCAAGAAGUGAUCAUUGAAAGACUACAGCGUAAAAUUCAAAGUAAUUAUGAUAUGGAAACCCUUUAUACGUAUGAUGAAUCGAGUAAAUUUUAUGGAAAACAGUUUCGCUUACCCUACACUGGUCAGACUAUUGAGGCAACGUCCUCGCAACAUCGUUCUAGAAAUGGAGAGGAAAUAUCGGACAAUUAUGAAUUAGAGAAUGACGAUAAUAACCGGAAAAGACGUUCAAUGGAGAAAGACCAAGAGGAAAAAAGCAAACGUCGAAACGUGUCACAAAACAUUGGUCAUAUUACAACGAUUGAUGUUACGGAUGUGGAUGAAGAGUCAGAUUAUAGUGAAACCGAAGACUCAUGUGAAAUGCUUGAUUUUACAGAAUUCGAUGAAUCUUAUAUAGCGAUGGAUCCCGAAAAAAUGUGGGAGCUAAAAUCUGGACGAAAAGUUGAGGAAAUAAUUUAUCAGUACGCAAGAAAAUUACACAAAGAAUCAUGUCUACAUUCAUUCAUCCUAAACGACACCGACAAAAACGCCAAAACAAUAUUUUCAAAGGAAGAAUGGAAAGAGAUUUUCUCAACUGAUGUUCAAAAGAAGCCGGAGAUUGAAGCUCCACUACUUGAAUUGAUUAAAAAAUAUACCCUUGAUAACGUAAAUGAUUUGAGGAAAUCUCCCUACAGCCAUUCAGGAAUGCUUUUCUUGUGGGAAAUGGAGGAUAGUUUUACUUCGGAUCAAUCAAAGCUGGAAGGUUGGUACCAACUUAACGUAUGGAGCAAAAUGAUUGAUCCAGCUUUUUAUGAUGUGAAGUUUGAGUUAGUAAGGGGUGAGGGUAUGAGCUUCGCCUCGAGUGACAGAAAAAAUGACGGUAAGAUGGCUUCUGAUCGCAAGAAAAUAGGGAGAAAGGGGGACGGAAUUUUCAGAAUCACAACAGAUCGCAUGGAACUUGGAGCUGUAGAAGCUGGUCGCAAAUGGGAGGGAUUAAAUGGGACGAAAUAUUUGAAGGAUAGUCUAAAGUUGAAUAAGAUGCUAAAAGACAUGAUUACAAAACUUAUUUCCGAGUGUAAUCAUAAUAUUUUUAGACAAUUGCAAGUUAUUGGAAUACUAAAUGGGGGAAAUCGAUUGCAAACGAUUAUAAUGGACGCACCAAGGGGAUAUAUUUGCCGUGUCAAACGUGGAAAAAUUCACGAAGUUAAUGGUCGUUUAACAAAGAUACAGCCAUUAGGUUUCGUUAUCAAAGAAAUUUUACGUGCUAAAGCAAUAAUUGUGAAGACUUUAGACUUGAUCAGCAAUGAUAAAUUAAACGAUUUGUUCAAUGAUACUGACGAUGAUGAUUACGAUGACAUCGAGAAUAAUCUAGAAAAGCCCAGAAGCUCCACACCACCUCCUACUUUCCCUAAAACGUUCUCCACACCCCGCACUUCAAAGACGGAAAAUAAACUAAAAAAAUGA